AUGGAGAAGCCACCAUUACUGAUGUGCAUCACGAAACGCAAAGGAGAUUUUAUGAAGAACUGUUCAUUUGGUGACAAUGAAAACGAAUUGUUAUAUGACAUUCCACCAGAUCGAGGAAAAUCCUCAGAGUACUGCACUAAGGAUGCGAUCGAAAAAUCUACUCUUUGUGGACCUUGUUAUGCAGAACAUGAGGUUGUUACAACCAGGGUGAAUUAUGAAAUUCGUGGAAUGAAUCAUAUUGAAGGUGGUUGGCCAAAAGACAUUAAUCCGACUGAUUUGGAGCAAACUGUUCGUUUCAAGAAAAAAAUUGAAAAAGAUGAUAUGUACAUUCAUUCAGUCCGUCAGUUAUCUUAUGUGAGUCAUUGA
Messenger RNA from Ilex paraguariensis (yerba mate), 366 nucleotides. Lineage: Eukaryota; Viridiplantae; Streptophyta; Magnoliopsida; Aquifoliales; Aquifoliaceae. The record is from the annotation of a GenBank genome assembly.